GGACGAAUGAAAGCUGAUAAGAAAUGGACUUAUUGUUUGAUGCUCGCCAGAGCUAGAUGGAGGUUGCUGUUCAAGUCCUGUACAUGUGCGUCUUCCUUGCUUUAUCCUCAUGUUCGCUUCACAGCUUGCUGUGCCGAUCAAGCGCACGAGUCACGUUAAUCACGUGUGGUAGUCCUGUUAUCAAGCGAGCCCGCAUUUCUAUCGUUCUUCACCCGCCCUUAUCUCCAUUGCCAGCAAGAAAUAUCUCUGAGACUCGGAGACCACGUGUCUCGUACAUUAUCUCAGCACGCAGUUCCCGUAUCUCUGCAAACAUCUCCCGGUUGACAACCAUUUACCAAUAUCGAUACCUCAAUGACUCAAUCAUCAAGCAGGAACGCACUAGUACUGCUUGGAUUCUUGAACAUCUUUUUCUCGCGCGAAUCAGGUAUAUGCUCUGCACCAUGAGCUCAGGGCAUGAAGCUGUCAAGCGCCAUCCUUAUCCGAGAGUCUAUGCGCUACUGAAGAAGACUCUUCCCCUUCCUCGCUUCUCCGUGCAGAGCGGCAGUGCCUUCUCCAUGUGCGCAAAUUUCUUCCUUUCCGAAUCUGCACCACAGAUUAGAUCAUCACCGAUUUACUGCUCUUGCCUCGAGUCUAUCUAA
Molecule: messenger RNA, 638 nt
Organism: Suillus paluster
Lineage: Eukaryota; Fungi; Basidiomycota; Agaricomycetes; Boletales; Suillaceae
Exons: 4
Coding region: 84-638 (184 amino acids)
Source: RefSeq, a predicted model, not a curated record